Solanum pennellii is the source of this 3403-nucleotide messenger RNA. Its product is annotated as nuclear pore complex protein NUP1. NCBI's taxonomy places the organism in Eukaryota, Viridiplantae, Streptophyta, Magnoliopsida, Solanales, Solanaceae. Gene Ontology annotation, cellular component: nuclear envelope. Bases 1085 to 3223 code for a protein of 712 amino acids. The transcript is spliced from 8 exons. The record is from RefSeq and is a predicted model, not a curated record. Gene Ontology annotation, biological process: nuclear membrane organization.
UUGCUGUAGACAUGAGCAUAUUUGCUUCUUAUGGGGGAUUUAAGCAGGAUGAUUAUUCAUCAUGUUUCCUUUUUAUAAAUUCUAAUGGUGGUGGAAACACUUGGGUUACAGCUCAAAAGAGCAGCAGCACUUGGCUGGCUAUUAGGGGUUAGGAUUAGAGGAAAUUAUGACAUGCAAUGGAUAUUUCACACAUUUAUUGAUGACACUUGAAUAGUGAGGAAGAAAUAACCGAUGUACUUGAGUCUGCUACUAUUUCAAGCAGUUCCUAGGCUUCAUAUAUAUCCAGUUAAGAGUAGAUCAUUCUUUUUGAAUCAAGUGAAAAGUAGAAUUUUCUUUGUUAAUGCACACUGCCAAAUCCUUGCAUUAUCCAAUAUCCAUUAUAUUGGGCUGUAAGGUGGAGAUUUCUUAACUACAUAUAUGGGUCUCCCUUUGGAGCCAAAUACAAAGAUAAUAAAGUACAGGAAGGUGUGACUGAGAAGUCAAAGGAGACUUUUUCAUCUCCCCUUGCUUUAGUGCCCAGAAGCGCUUAACCUUCUCCUUGCCCUGCCUCAAGCUUUAACCGGUUUUAAUAACACUGAUCUCAUGUGUUUGUUACUGCUUAAGGCACCCUGCUGCGUUAUCUUGUAAUGCUCAUAGACCAAUUACAAGCUACUUAUUCAGACAUAACAAGCAGAGCAGUUCUGGAAUUUGGUAGGAGAGGAAUGGCUGUCACUUGAGUUCCACAUGCACAUACAACAAUGAACCUAGUGUAAUCCCAUGUACACAUAUGCGACGUUAAAGAAUAGACACCAUUAGGAUUUAGGAAGGAGAUUAAAAGCGCACCACAUACGGCAUUGAGGGAUAUUAAUGCUCCAUGUGAAAGAAGAGAGAUGACUUUUGAGUCUAAAGCAAAAGAUAAGGGAUGAUUUUGGGCUUUUAUCUGUUUUUUGCGGGAAUAUUAACACCCAUCAGCAGGGGCACAUCUUCCGUAUCACUUUCCUAUCUUUCACACACACACACAAAAAUGUAUUUGAUAUGUAUAGUGAUGUUUUCUGUGUGAACCGACUUUAGAGGGACUUCUCUUUCCUAUCACUUCAAGGAUACAAUGCCGCUUGGAAGAUUGGAUAAUGAAGAUCCAGCAACAACACAAGAUGUUGGAGAUGACAACAAAUGUACUUCAAGUUAUGUGAUAUCCAGAUCUACUGAAGGAAACAAAGAUGAUUCAAGCAUGGGGAAAUUAAAUGAGAUCCCCGAAGCAGAGAAGCUGGAAGAAGAGAAACCAAAGAAUUCUACUUCUAUUGAAGUAAAGGAAGAGGAUCCAAGUAUGGCGAAAUCGAAGGGGAUCUCCGAAGCAGAGAAGCUGGAAGAAGAGAAACCAAAGAAUUCCUCUGAUAGUGUUGAAAUUUCGAGAAUUGAGCAGCUCAUGCAGGGGAAAUCAUUUUCAAGGGAUGAAAUAACGCGUUUGACAAAGAUAUUAAACUCAAAGAUUAUCGAUGAACAAGAAAAGAUAGCUAGCAUAACAGCUGAAGGAGACAUUGGAAGGUUACAUUUAGCACAUGAGACACCUAGAAGACCAAAUGACAGGAAUCAGGAUGAAACAGGCUUUGCUAUGCCUGGAACUUCAACACCUCUUCCCCAAACGAAUGUACGAGAUGAAGUUGGCGCAUCCCCCAUUGAUAUUGCAAGAGCUUACAUGGGAAGCCGUAGGUUAAGUAAGGGAAAUGAUUCUUAUGGUUUUGUAUCCAAGGUGGAGCAAGCUCCCCAAAAUAGGUUUCAUCCACCACCUUCACCAAAGUCAUCGACUUGUUGGCCUGCUGCCAUGGUGCAAGAUCAGCAUGGUCAUUUUACUCCACUGAAUCAGAGAGGAUGUGGGCUUGUUGAGUUCCCGAGGACCCCAUACUCUAGAACAUUAUUGCCGAAAUCCAGAGAUAGGCAGACGCAGUCGCAAGUUGGUAGCAGGUGGCUAGAUCCCUCAGUGAAACCCUUCCAACAAUCUCAAUCAUCAAUCUACAGCCAGGAGAAGACUAGGACGGAUUUACCUCUUCCAAGCUAUGGAUCUGUGGGACCGAUUCGGCGCAUACGGAAUAAAUUUGGCUCAGAAUCUCGCCCCAGGAAAUCCAUUUUCCUGAAUUCUCCAAAUGCUUCUUCACCUUUAGAAAAAGUUGGUGCUUCCAAAUUGUUCUUGCCUGCUGCUGCCGGAAAGAAUUUGGAAGUUGGUCAAACUAGUGGUCUAGAGAAGUACCAGUCAGUGGACCAUAGGGUAGGCAGGUCUGAAGAACCUAUGCCACUCAUAAGUUCUUCAAAUGAUGCUGUAAGAAAAAUAUUAGAGCAACUUGAUAGACACAAACCCACACCUGCAGAAAAGGCAGCUGAAUUGAAGCUGGCAAGCAAAUGGAAGAAAUAUCCCGGCAAAGAAAUCUCUGAUUCCACUCCAAAUGAUAAAAUGAAAUCAUCACAUUUAGGAGACUUUGGAAUACGUAUGAACAAUGGUCUGGCAGCUGCCCAAUCGUCCAAGGAAGGAGAUAAUGGAACAGUCAAUCGUGUGGAAAUACCUCAAGAGCAAACUACCCGUGAAACUGACACUGGUACGGGUGCUAGUGUUAAAGCUGCUAGUAUAGCUAAUGUGUUAGGUACAACGGCUAAAGCCAAUACUGUCCCGCCCUUCACUUCUAAGGCAGCUGAUUCCCAAGUCAAAAGUUUCUUUUCUGGUUCUCACAAUCCAAGUUUGCGCAAGGACUCGAUACACACUGAUGAUGGACAGAAAGAUAAAGGUGCUACCCCACAGUGGCCUUCUUUCCGUAAUCAAAGCAAUGGGCAGAAUGCUGCAACGUUAUCCAACUCCACGGGUUUCCAGCUACCAAGAAAUGCUCCUGGACAAGCCUCUGGUGCAAAACCUAACUUGCCAUCCAUUUUUGUGAAUAAGCCCAAUCCUAGAAAUGCGACUUUCCCAGACAAUGGGUUUGGAUUCAGUUUCCCAGUCCCUGCGUCAUCUGGAGCACUCUCAGAACCACCAACACCAUCCAUGCCAUCUCCCGCAGCCGGUGUCCUCUCUCAGCCAGUGGAUGCAUCCACUUCUCCAGUGUACGCCUUCGGCACUGGUAAAUCAGCUGAACGACUAGUCUUCUCUUUUCCCUCUACGAGCAAUGCAUCUGUUCCCGCGGAUGCUUCAGAUCUCAAGUUUAGCUUUGGAACAGACAGGAAAUCAAGACUGUCUUUUGGUGCAAUAGGAAAAGCAACAUGCUAGGAAGGUUUGUCAAUACUCUAGCUGCAGGAUUUAAACUCAAUGAUGGAAACUCUACUUCAUUAUAUUUUUUGUAUUCUCACCUACAUUUUGUUAUCUGCCACAGCUUUCAUUUUGAAGGAUGGAUGAAUACCUGAUAUUAUAAGUUUUAGCAAAACAAAUAAUUGCCUUUUGACUUGAUUA